AUGCAAUCUGGCGCCGGCAUCUUAAUGUUUACAGAAUAUCCAGGAGAUGUCCUUAUCUUUGGAUCCUAUCCGGCCCGCCGUAGCGGGGCCAACACCAGUUACAAGGAUCGCCGCGCUAUUCACGCAACGUAUAACUGCGCAUCCGAGGGCAAUCUGCAUGAUCAGUACUAUGCCGAUAGACAGAAGCUCUGGCCAGCAACCCAUAUGCGGAAGGAAGGCAAUGGAUUAUGA
Molecule: messenger RNA, 231 nt
Organism: Penicillium maclennaniae
Lineage: Eukaryota; Fungi; Ascomycota; Eurotiomycetes; Eurotiales; Aspergillaceae
Exons: 2
Coding region: 1-231 (76 amino acids)
Source: RefSeq, a predicted model, not a curated record